GCGACGUGCGACGGCAGAUUCGCGGGCGAACGGAGGAGCCAGCCAAUGGCGCCGGUGUCAGCCUUGGUCACGGAGCUCUACAUGAGCGUGUGCAAGUGGUACGACCGUAUCAUCAACUUCAACACCACCAUCCAGCCAUCCACAAGGACCCUGUACGAGCCUGAUGUGCCAUUCGAGAAGGCCACUUUCGGCAUGGGCUGCUUCUGGAAAUCCGAGUCCUUGUACGGUUGCGUCAAGGGAGUUUUGCGGACCACCGCUGCCUAUGCCGGAGGCAGCAAGAAGGAUCCCACCUACCGCUCACUGUCCGACUACACCGAGGUGGUGCGCAUCGAGUACGACCCCAGAGAGACGAGCUUCAGAGAGCUGCUGAAGCUCUUUUGGCCGAACCACGAUCCGACCCGUGAACACGUCUCCAGGGAGUACAUGUCCAUCAUCUUCUGCCACAAUGAUGCCCAGGAGAACGAGGCGCAGCGGUCGCUGAAGGAGAACCAAAAGAACUUCAGCGCACCCAUAGUCACCAAGAUCCUCAAGCUGGAACAGUACCACCUGGCUGAGCAGCACCACCAGAAGUACCGACUCCAGCGUCAAACCGCGCUGUACAAGAGCCUGCUACAGUCCGGCAUGAAGGACGUGACCCGGAGCCACGUGGCGACUCGACUCAACGGCUACGUGUCCGGCUACGGCACCAUGGCCGCAUUCAAUGCUGAAUGCAACCAGCUGGGCCUUUCCUCUGACCAGAUCGACGCCGUUCGCGCCCUCAUCCGAAAAGGCAGACCUCGCUGAGAGUCCCGCGAGGAGCACUCGCUACGCACGAGCAGGGGUCGCGCUCGGCUGGACACGGGAUGGUUUUACUCGACAUAACUAUAGAACAUUAGAUUUUAUUUUCGAAUAAAUUACGUCCUGUCAGACAUGGCCGUAUUUUUUGUAUCAUCAAUUUGCAAUUGCGUUCUAUCUCCAGCUCCAAGGCUAUAGGCUCGUCGCCUACAGCACUAUUUGGCGGCGUGACUGUUUCGGCUAAUUCACUCUGCAGAUAAAUUGCCUCAAACCUGUUUGAACCAUUGUUAUUUAUGUUUGUAUGUGUAAAUAUAGAAAGUGAUGAAAUACUUUUCGCGCUAAAUAAAGAGGAACUACAAAUUUUUUUCAACACGCGAAUAAAACUUUCAUGAUCACA
Rhipicephalus microplus (southern cattle tick) is the source of this 1171-nucleotide messenger RNA. RefSeq names its product peptide methionine sulfoxide reductase. Lineage: Eukaryota; Metazoa; Arthropoda; Arachnida; Ixodida; Ixodidae. Gene Ontology annotation, biological process: cellular response to oxidative stress. Gene Ontology annotation, molecular function: peptide-methionine (S)-S-oxide reductase activity. Gene Ontology annotation, cellular component: cytoplasm. The record is from RefSeq and is a predicted model, not a curated record.